Pangasianodon hypophthalmus (striped catfish) is the source of this 11346-nucleotide messenger RNA. RefSeq lists its product as uncharacterized. The record is from RefSeq and is a predicted model, not a curated record. NCBI's taxonomy places the organism in Eukaryota, Metazoa, Chordata, Actinopteri, Siluriformes, Pangasiidae. Bases 1328 to 2269 code for a protein of 313 amino acids. The transcript is spliced from 3 exons.
GGCGUGUCGAAAGGUAUGGGGGUUAGGUUCUUGCUGGCAAAUGAACUGAUCAAUCGAGACUUUGAGGCAUUGGUAUUUAACUGCGGAGUCCUCAGUGGGAGAGCUGAAAAUUCGGCUGGUGUCUUCGGAACGGAGAUAAGAUCGGAGAAGGCAGCGGGAGAGUUUGAGCCUCAGCAGACAGAGGGCCAGUUUGCAUCAUCCUAGUUAAGAGCAAAAGCGAGGAAGUGGGAAGAUGGGAAGAAGAUAAUUACAAACAACUGUAUCGUGAAUGUAACAGUCAUGACUUUUGGGAGUGAGGAUGAAGAUGGGGAUAAUGGAGGUAUAGAGUGGCAGAAAGUGGGAUUCAAAAGAAAGAAAAAGAAAAGUGGAAAUAAUAGUAAUGUAAGCAGCUCAGGGGCAAAGUCUGAUGAAACGGUCAAGAGAGCUAGAAUAAGUCAGUCUGAGGGCUGAAAUCCAAAUAAAUAAUUGGAAAGUUAAACUUGUGUGUCCUGAGAAUUUCCACCUUAUAUCGGUGGCUAAAGCUCUAGAAAAGGAUGUAGGCAAAGUGAAGUUCGCAAAGUAUUUGAAAAACAAGCACAUACUUGUAUACGCAGUGAGUAGAGAACAGCAAAACUCUCUACUGAAAAUGAAUAUGCUGGAUGGUAAAAAGUAAAAAUCUGUGUACCUGGAGCCGCUGCUAGACAAAGGAACACUAGAAGAGCACUAGAAAUAGUACUGAAACUUUUUAAUAAAAUAUGGAAAGAAUAAAGACUACCUGUUAAGUGGAAGUGGAAGAUGGCAAACUACAGACCUAUAGCACUUGAGCAAAUGGAUGGAAAAAUGGUUGUUUACAGGUUAGCAUAUUUUUUAGAAAAAAGAAGUUUGUUCAACGAGUACCAGAGCGCCUUUAGGAAAGGCAGAUCUACUGCAGAUGCUCUUAUUAAAGUAAUAAAAUUGAAAAGAUCCUUAAGAUGAAAGUCAUGGCUAUAGUUUUUUUUUUUUUGACAUCAAGACAGCUUAUAAUUCUAUGUGGAGAGAAGGUCUUUUAAUUAAAAUGAACAAGCUAGGCAUAGGUGGAAGGUUAAAGUUAAAGUAGGAUCAAAAUCUCAGAAUGUGGAUGCCACAAGAUAUAAUAAUAUCAUGAUGAUUUUAUCAUAACAUGAUUAAUGAUAUCUCUGAAAAUACAGGAACAGGAUUACAGUCUUCAUCGUAAGCAGACGAUGGAGCAAUCUGGAAAAGGGGAAAACAUUUCUUAAAUGUGCUGAAGUGUAUACAGAAAGCAAUAAUCAGUGUAGAGAGAUGGUCUUAUGAUUGGGGCUUCAAAAUUUCAGUAGCAAAAUCAUGUUAUAUGCUUGUCACUAAAAAGAAAAUAGGUAAUAGGCAGGGGUUAACACUAUAUAGCAAACCCAUGAAAAGAGUUGGAGUAUUUAAAUAUCAUGGUUUGAUGAAAAAUAUACAUGGAAGAAUCAUUGAAAAUAUUGAGACUAAAUGUAAGAAAGUUUUAAAUUUAAUGAGGCGUGUGGUCGGAUGUGUAUGGGGAGCUGACAAAGAAGCACUACUGCAGAUAUACAGGGCUUUGAUGAGAGCCACUUUGGAUUAUGGUUGCAUGGUGUGUGAAGCAGCAGCCAAAAUUCAUCUAGAAAAACUAGACAGGAUACAAUACAGAGUAUUAAGGCUUAGUUUGGGAGCAGUCAAAACCACGCCCAUUAAUGCACUGCUCGUUGAAUCCAAUGAACUGCCAUUGCAUUUGAGGAGAAACAAGUUAUCACUACCAUAUUGGAUAAGAAUUCAGGGAGGAGGAAAUGGAAAUUUAGCAUCAAUUGUUCUGCAAAACUGUUGGGAGUCCACAGAUUUUUCUGGUGAAGAUUUUGGAUGGGACAUUAACAAGAAAAUGAAACAGUACAAAUUAGAUACUAUACAACAUAGUCCAGCAGUUAUCAGAAGCGGCAUUUCCCCACGGAUAUUUACACAACUGAAAGUAAAUUUUCAAAUAUUAAAAAUAAGGAGAGAGUGGACAGAGAGGAACUAUAACAUUGGGUACUUGGUUCAAGAAUAUUUGAAGAAGAGCUACUAUAAUUAUCUAAAUAUUUUUACAGACGGAUCAAAACACUCAAAUAAUGAGUAUGUAGUGGGUAUAUACAUUCCAGAAUUUGAUAAAGGAAUUGCUAAGAGAAUUUCAAACAGGUUACAACCCCUGGCAAAAAUUAUGGAAUCACCACAGCUUUUUUACUUUAUAGCAAACAAGCAAAUCACAGAUAUGACACAAAAAAGGUUUUGUUCAAUAGCUUAACAUUCUGGUUUGUGAAAUAUACAUAAAAAAAAUUCAAGGACAUUUUUUUUUAUUAAUGGCAUGGCUUUUUCCAAAUCAAGUAGAGGAAAAAAUUAUGGAAUCACUCAAUGUUGAGGAAAGAAUUAUAGAAUCAUCAACAAAAAAAACACAAUUAAUACUUUGUUGCUCCUCCUCUGGCAUUUAUUCUUUGAGGCAUAGACCUCACUAAUGAAAAACAAUAUUCCCCAUCAAUCUGGUUCCAACUUUCUCGAAUAGCAGUUGACAGAUCAGCUUUGCAGGGUGGAGCCUUAACAUGGACCAGUUUUUUUUUUACUUUCCACCAUAAAUUUUCAAUUGGAUUGAGAUUCGGACUGUUUGCUGGCCAUGUCAUUGAGCUGAUAUGCCUUUCCUGAAAAAAAGCUUUAAAACUGUUUGCUCUGUGGCAAGAUGCAUUGUCAUCCUGAAAAAUUAUUUCAUCAUCUCCAAACCUAUUUUCUAUGGAUGGAAUGAGAAAAUGUCAAAAAUUUCACUGUACAACUGUGCAUUGACUGCUGAGGUAAUGCUGCCAUCUCCCCUGGUCCUUUACCUGACAUGCAACCCAAUAUCUUAAAUGAGUUUGGAAAUUUGAUUGGUUCAGGCAGUCAUAUGUUUUGUUAGAACGGCACCAGACAAAAGUUCCAGCAUCAUUUCCUUGGCCAAUGCAGAUUCAUGAUUCAUCACUGAAUUUCACUUUCAUCCAAUCAUCCACACUCCAUGAUUGCUUCUCCUUAGCCCACUGUAACCUUGUUUUCUUCUGUUUUGGUGUUAGUGCUGGUUUUCUUUUGGCUUUUCUAUAUGUAAAUCUCAUUUCAUUCAGCCGGUUUCUUACAGUUCUGUCACAAAUGUUGACUCCUGUUUCCGCCCAUUUGUUUUUCAUUUGUUUUGUUGUGCAUUUUCUAUUUUCAAGGCAUAGUGCUUUGAGUUUUCUAUCCUGAUGCUUUGACAUCUUCCUUAGUCUGCCUGUAUAUCUACAUUUCAUAAACUUCCCAUUAAGUUUAUACUUGCAACAAAUUUUAGACACAGCUGACUGGGAGCAACCAACCUCUUUGGCCACACUCCAUGUUGAAAUUCCUUGUUGAAGGAGUUUUAUAAUCCUUUCCAUUGUUUCAACUGACAACUCUCUCAUUGGAGCCAUGUUUCCUUUCAAUUAGCCAAGUCCAACAGCCCAUUAAAGUGUGUAAGCACUCCCUUUUAACUGCUGACUUAUUAGCAUUUUUAGACUUGUCCCAGUAUUUGUUUUAGAAAUGGAAAUUAAAAAUCGAUUCCAUAAUUUUUUCCUCUACUUGAUUUGGAAAAAGACAUGCCAUUAAUAAAAAAAAAAAUGUCCUUGAAUUUUUUUAUGUAUAUUUCACAAACCAGAAUGUUAAGCUAUUGAACAAAACCUUUUUUGUGUAAUAUAUCUGUGAUUGUUUGUUUGCUAUAAGGUAAAAAAGCUGGGUGAACAUCCUCUAAGUGUGGUGAUUCCAUAAUUUUUCCCAGGGGUUGUAUCAGUAUACACAGCUGAACUGACAGCCAUAAUCAUCAGUCUUCAGUGGGUAGAGGAGGUUAAACCAAUCAAAGUAGUGACACGUUCAGAUUCUGCAGCUGCAAUACAAAGUAUAAAAUCAGGACAAACAGUUCGAGAGGAUCUUUUAAUUGAGAUUCAUAUGAUCUUACUGAAUCUACAGCUAGGAACAGAUAUUCAUUUCUGUUGGAUAACAGCACAUACUGGAAUAGAGGGACAUGAAGUUGCCGAUAAACUUGCUAAAAGUGCAUUAAACAAAAACGAUAAUGAUAGUGUAGAAAUUUGUUUUGGGAGAUUAGAAGCAAAAUCAUUAAUACAUCACACAAUAAUGACAUCUUGGCAGGAAAUCUGGAAUAAGGAAUCUGGAGUCUAUUACAAAAGUCUGUCAGAGUGAGAAAUAAUAGAGGUAAAUGUAGGAAAGAAUUUGUUAUUUUUUCUAGGUUAAGAUUAGGACACACAGGACUCAAUGCUACUUUAUUCACCAUGAAAAAGACAGUGUCAGAUAAAUGUGAGAUUUGUAAUUGCAAGGAAACUGUUGAACAUGGGCUGAUAGAUUGCAGGAAGUUCAUUGUAGAAAGAGAAAGACUGAAGGACAGGGUGAUAGAGAUGGGAAGAGAGUGGAGCAUCAGUGGUCAGGAGUCAAAAAAGUACAGGUUCAAAGGGCUUUAUUUAAAUACUUAAAAGAGGCAGGUUUAAUAUCCAGAAUAUAACUUCUUUAUAAAGUCAUGACUGUACAUACUCCGGUUAGGUGGCGGCAUGCACCUCUAACGUUGGUUUGUAGCCCGCCAGUAAAUCGGAGAAGAAGAAAAAGAAGAUGACUUGAUCAAUCAGAGUUAACUAUAUAGAUACAUCAUUUCCCUUAGACAUGAAGAAGAUGGAGGUAAGAUGUGGUGUGAUAAAUUAUUAGAAAAAUAUAUGUAUAUUAACAAUAGCUAUGUAGUUAAGGAUAUACAGUCAGGUCCAUAAAUAUUGGGACAGUGACACAGUUUUGGUAAUUUUGCCUCUGUACACCACCACAGUGGAUUUGAAAUGAAGCAGUCAAGAUGUGACUGAAGCGUAGACUUUCAGCUUUAAUUCAAGGGGUUUAACAAAAAUAUUGCAUUAACCGUUUAGGAAUUACAGCCAUUUUUUACAGAGUUCCUCCAUUUUCACAGGCUCAAAAGUAAUGGCACAAACUAAUAUAAUCAUAAAUAUUAGGAUUAUUUUUAUUACUUGGAGGUAAAUCCUUUGCAGUCAAUGACUACCUGAAGUCUGGACCCCAUGGACAUCACCAAAUGCUGAGUUUCCUCCCUUGAGAUGAUUUUCCAGGUCUUUACUGCAGCCAUCUUCAGUUGCUGCUUGUUUGUGGGUCAUUCUGCCUUCAGAUUUGUCUUCAGUAAGUGAAAAGCAGCUCAGUUGGGUUGAGGUCAGGUGACUGACAGCCAAAUAUGCCCAUGCCAUAACACUGCCUCCACAUGUUUGACGGAUGAUGUGGUAUGCUUUGGAUCAUGAGCCCUUUCUUUCCUUCUCCAUACCUUUCUCUUCCCAUCAUUCUGGUACAAGUUAAUCUUGCAUCAGAACUGGUCAGGCUUUUUUUUUUAGAGGUUUUUUAGCAAAGUCUAAUCUGGCCUUUGUGUUCUUGAGUGUUACCAGCGGUUUGCAUCUUGAGGUAAACCGUCUGUAUUUACAUUCAUGAAGGUGGCUCUUGAUUGUAGACUUUGACAAUGAUAGGCCUACCUCCUCCAGAGUGUUCCUGACUUGGCUAGAUGUUGUGAAGGGGUUGUUCUUCAAUAAGAAAAGAAUUCUGCAAUCAUCCACUUUAGUUGUUUUCUGUGGUCUCCCAGGCCUUUUGGUGCUGCUGAGCUUGCCAGUGCAUUCCUUCUUUUUAAGAAUGUACCAAAUUGUUGAUUUGGCCCUCCUAAAGUUUCUGCUAUCUCUCUGAUAGGCCUGUUUUGUUUUUUCAGCCUAAUGAUGGCCUCCUUCACUUGCAUCAACACCUCUUUGGACGGCAUAUUGAGAGUUCCCAUGAACAGCUACCAAAUGCAAAUUCAACACUUGGAAUCAGCUCCAGACCUUUUAUCUCCUUAAUUUAUCAUGAUAUAAGGAGGAAACAGGCCACAGCUGGCCAUGAAACUGCUUAUCAGUCAAUUGUCCCAUUACUUUUGAGCCUGUGAAAAUGGAGGAACUCUGUAAAAAAUGGCUGUAAUUCCUAAACGGUUAAUGCAAUAUUUUUGUUAAACCCCUUGAAUUAAAGCUGAAAGUCUACGCUUCAGUCACAUCUUGACUGCUUCAUUUCAAAUCCACUGUGGUGGUGUACAGAGGCAAAAUUACCAAAACUGUGUCACUGUCCCAAUAUUUAUGGACCUGACUGUAAAUACAUACAUGGAUAAUUAAUAGUCCUUCUUGCAUUAUCCUGCAGUUAGUUAUUAGUUUAUUGUUUUUAACAGACACAUGUUACAGUUAGAAGCAGCUUUGAUUCUAUUUUAUAGAGCUUAAAGAGUUUAUAGAGCUGCUUUCAUUUACAACAAUACUCAAUAGAUCGGAUUUCAGCAAGCACCUAAGUGUGUGCAACCAUUCAGCUCCUCCGUGGAACCAGACAUCACUUACUGCACCUCAGUACAGCAAGACAGCUAUAAACUGCUUUAAAGGUGUUACAAAUAAGCAAGAGAAAAAGCUAAAUUGCCCACACUGUGAUUUGUGCAUUUUAAAGAAAAAUCAUAGAAGGCACAUGCAAACGGCUCAUUCAAAUAUUGACCAUGAUGUCACUACUCAGUCCCUCCUUCAAAGUCAGUGCAUUAAUGCAAAAGAGUGGAGUCUUCGCUGUGGCAGAAUCAUCUAGAGGCCCUUGUAUUCCCAUACAUGUCAUCAGAAAGACAUAGGGCAGUUCACACAAAGUGACUUGUGAACUCGAUGUCUGCAAUGCUGUCAUGUAUUUCAAAAGAAGAAGUCACUUGCGAUCUUGUCAGUGUACUCACUUAAAAUCACUUAAAAUUACUGCAGAGAAUGAGGUCCUACAUGAAAAGACUUUAACAGAAAUGGUCCAUCAGAAAUAGUUUUCAGAAAAAAGAAAACGACAGUGUUUAAAUCAUCAGAAUAAAGCUGAGGAAUAUGGUUUUUGUUUUGCAUCAUAUGUGAACCUUGGAGGUCCAUCUUAUAUGCACUAUGUGUCUGUUUUUGAGCCAAAGGUAUCAUUUUACAGCAGAUUAGGAAGGAUCAUCAUUGUUUACAAUGCCAAAAACAACACAGGGCAUUGCCUUUGUAUUAUAUCAAGGUGCUUCUGCAUACAUAAAGUAGUGUUCAAAUGGUACCUUUUUUCAAAUCAACAGAAAACUGUUUCAAAGAAUUAAGAGCACUGAGGUGGAGGUGACCUGCAAAGACAAGACUUUGUCAAAAUCUGACAGGUUUUCCUCUGGCAACAAAGAUGCUGAGAACAUGGUGUACAAAUGAGGAACUCAAGCAAAUGGUACAGCAUAUCUUCAGAAAGAAAAAAAUCCCAGCUUCCCUACCUAAGUCAACCACUAAUUUUAAUGACAAGGAAUUCCUAAAAAUCUUGGUUCCACAUGAACUGCACUGCUCAUUGUGUCCAGGACCUGUACCCCUUAGUGAUCUUCUGCUUAUCUCCAACAAAGCCAAAAUUCUCACAACAAUUGGUGUAAUUGAAGAUUGGUGUUUGUUUUUAUAGAAGAAAGCUCUUCUUUAAAAAUGUGUUGGUAUCAGCUGGAUAUGAAGAUGUUAACUUGUUUAUUUUGUUUGUCUUUUAUAUUUUUUACGUCUUGAAACUUAUUGCCAGAAAUGUCCAGUGUGUGGUCUUGCAUACCAUUAUCAAGAAUGUAACACUGGUGUGCAUAACUAUGAUGAUGACAUCAGUCUGAAGUUGUCUUAUACUUCGAAGUUUUAUGCAGUCUCACACUGCUGUUGAAAGGGUCUGCAAAGCUUUUUCAAUAGCCACUGGAACUGCUUACCCAAGCAGUAAAAAAGUGCUUUGUGCAAAGAUGCACUUUGACACAUUAACAGAUCAUAACUACAACUUUUCUUGUUUAAAGUGUGGGUUACAUCCACCUAUUGUUAUCACAGAUGUCCAUCGAAAAGGAGUUUUUAGUAUGCCAGGUAAAUUACAUUUGCAGUCAGAUUUUAUUUAAGCUUGACAUACAUUUAAAUUUUUUGUCAUCAGUGAUUUCCCCAUGUGUUUUAGUUAAAUUGACUUCGUUUAAACUAUUUUACUCACUGCUUUUGUUAGGUUUCUUGUGAUAUUUAUGUAUUAGAAUAGCUUUGUAUGUAUUAGAAUUGAAUUAUUAUACAAUUGAUUACUAUACAUGUUUGUUUAGUGAGUGAAAUUGAAGAACCUCCAACAAUCUUUGAUAGGUAGGUGGCUGUGGAGGCUUUUUGGGAUUCCCUGAGUUUGGAAAUCAUUGCAAGGGGUCUUGCGCAAGUUUUUUUUUUUUUCUUUUUUCUUAAAUACAAAUACUAAAUACUAUGCUGAAACCUUAGCCAGUAUACAGUUGAUUUCAAAAGUUUACAUUUUACAGAAGGAAAAACCAUGUAUUAAGAGCCAGGGGGUGAAAACUUUUUGAAUUUGAAGAUCAGGGUAAAUUUAACUUAUUUUGUCUUCUGGGAAACAUGUAACUAUCUUCUGUAGCCUCUGAAGGGCAGUACUAAAUGAAAAAAUACGAUAUUUAGGCAAAAUAAGAAAAAUGUACAGAUCUGUUCUGUUCAAAAGUUUUCAUGUUUUUUCCUUCUGGAGCAUCAGUGUGCAUUUGAACCUUGCAUAUGAGUCCCUCAGUUGUCCUCAGUGUGAAAAGAUGGAUCUCAAAAUCAUACAGUCAUUGUUUGAAAGGGUUCAAAUACACAAAAAAUGCUGGAAAACCAAAGAAUUUGUGGGACCUGAAGGAUUUUUCUGAAGAACAGCAGGCAGUUUAACUGUUCAGGACAAACAAGGGACUCUUGAACAACUAUCAGUAAACAAAAAAACACAGCUGUGGAUCAUUCAGGUAACAACACAGUAUUAAGAAUCAAGGGUAUGUAAACUUUUGAACGGGGUCAUUUUUAUAAAUUCAACUAUUAUUUUCUCUUGUGGACUAUGUGUAAACAUCUUUUAUGUGAAAUAUCUUAUUCAGGUCAGCACUAAAUAAACAAUAACAUGCAUUUUGUAUGAUCCCUCUUAUUUUGGUAAAAUAAUAAACAUUUUGCAGAUUCUGAAAGGGGGAUGUAAACUUUUGAACUCAACUGUAUGUAUAUGUGUUCGGGCUGUGCCUAAACUCAAAGUCUGACACCAGCAAUCAUAAACUUUUAAAUUUAAAAAGAAGGGUAAACGUCAAUUCCAAAUAAGUUUUAACCAGCAACAAAACUAACAACUUAUUAUAAACUAUUAUUUAUUUUAUUUUUUUAUAGGUGGAAGUCACAAUCCAUCCACUGCCAACCCAAAUUUCCACUUUUGGAAGAUGCACUAGAAAGUCUGGCUCUGUUUUAAAUACAGAGUGGGAGAAAGUGCAUACAUCAAAUCUCAUUCUGUAUCUGAACUUCUGAACUAACUGGCUUGUUGAUGAGCUGAUCACACUGAAGGUGAAGUGUGUUCCUGUGCAUUGUUUACCUUUUUGUAACACUACUUCUAUUUCCAUUCUCAAGUUAUUUGAACAGAAUUUUCCAGAUGUUGCAAUUUUUUCUAAGUAUAUUUAUUUAUUAACAGGUGUCUGGUGUCCGACAGUUAUGUAGAUCUUGUGGGUUAAAUACGAAGGGAUCAGAGAUGGACCUCAUAAUGAGACUAAGGAAUGAAAUGCAAAGCAGGUCAUCGUAUGACAAAAUUUUCCAGAAGGUUUGAAGUGCAUCAGGUACAUAUGCAUUUAUAAUAUCAUCUAAGUGUGUUUUUAAACUACAGUUAUUUAAACUACAGUGUGCUGAAAUCAUAUUCAAAUUUAAAAAAUUUUGUUUUUUAAUUAGGUAGUUGGGCAGUUGUUAUGUGCUCCUGCAAUGUGGUUUACAGCGUUAAAGUCCUGUUGAGGGCUGAAAGUCCAAGGGACUUCACCGACCUUUUGCUGUCAUGGAAACACAUUCCCAAUAUAACAGUUUAUGAUUCUGCAUGAGGAGUAGUCACUCAUUCAAAUCUCUGGUAUCCAGAUAUGAUUCCCUUCAGUCCACAUGACAGUUGACUUCUGGAGCCAAAUGAGGCUAAUAUUACAGCAGCAGAAGAGGGAAAACUGAAUCUUUAACAUGGCUUAAAGAGAAGAAGGUGCCAGCUAACUUGAAUGGACAUCCUUUGACUGGCUCAUCCGAACACUAUGUUCUCUACGACAGGUUCCAUGAGAACAAUACUAAAGAUUCCCAUGAUAAACUUGAGAAAAUACAGCUUGUGCUUGAGGUGGCUGGAAAAGUUAAUUCUCAGUGUGCUGAACAGUUGUUUUCUCAAAUGAGAAAAAAACAACUACUUUUUACGAAGCCAACAAACCAUGUGUUCCUCAUGAGAAACAUGUUGCACCACUACAAUGUAAACAGAAACAACAGAUUGUUGGAACAACUAUCAAACCAUAUUGGUUGCACUCAGAUUGUUCUGGACUUGGUGAAUAUUAUGUGGUUUAAUUUUUUAUAUUAUUUUUAGUUUCAUUAGCAUUUUUGAAUCAACUUUUUCAAAAAUGUUAAUUAUUAUUGGUAUGGCAUGUUGACGUGUUUUCUUUAUUACUUGAUUACUAGGGACUUCAUAUGAAAACACAUUUACAGCUGAAAAGUUGGCUGUGACAGGGCUGAAUGAUGUAAUUCCCAGCAAGACUUGCUAGGAACAACCAUUCAGUGAAGCAAUGGAGGCAAAGCUAACACAUAGAAUUAGACACGCAGAAAAAUCCAAGUGAACAUGUUGGAGGUGUUUACCACUCUGAUGCAAGAAGAUUUUCAGGGGUUGGGAUUGCAGCGUGAUAUUGAAGGGACAUUUAGUAUAAUAUUUGUCUUUUUGAUCUCAUUAAAUUUUGUGAAUAGUCUGUUUCGGUCUUAAGAAGCUGUGGUUUCGCAAGAUUCUGAGUUGCUGUUUCAAGGUGGUUGAAGACAUGUGUAUGUGUACAAAAGUGUGGACAUCCAAUAGCUAUGUCACAGCAACUUGGAUUCCUCCAGUUUGUGCAGAUCCAAUGGUACAUAUGGCUAUAAGUAUUUAUUAUUUGUUGGAACAGUGUAACUGGUAAUGUUUUAGAUAUGGUUGGUUGUUCUGGAUUAUCACAAUGCUUUUCAUUUCAUUCAGUGUUCUGAGCUGUAGUUGAAACAAUGCCAUAUCAAAUCUAAUUUUGUAUAGAAGUUGUAGUACACAAUCUGUCAAAGCAGUUAAAAACAUUUUACAGCCCACAUUGUGCAUAAUGCAUAUAUUUUCACUCUGAAUUGUGUUAAUUUAUGUUUUGUGAAAGGUUGAUGCUUCUGUAAAAGACUUCAUUUUACUUCCUACGUGGAGCAAAUCACACUGGAACAUUUGUCUAAGUCAUCAGUUUAAUACAUAAUUUUAUAACAAGAUUUGUCAUAUUGGUGUCUGUAUCUUCUGUGUAUUUUGGUAACCUUUUUCAGAUUCUGUAUUCAAAGCUGAAACAAGAUUGGUCUAAGUGAUGGCAGA